AUGGCGCCAUCCGUCGAUACCAUGAAGCAAGCUGCUGCCUGCGUCUCCAGGAUUCUCGGAGAGAACCAAAUUGAGCAUGCUUUCAUUGGAGGAUUUGCGUUGCGCAUGCUUGGCCAUGAGCGCUCGACUAUUGACAUUGAUGUCGAGAUCGGCAUUGAUAAUGCACAGGAGAUGCGCAGUCUUGUUACCAGAGUUUUACGCGAUGCGGACUCUCGCUUUGUUGUUUCUCACAUGAAGCUUUUCUUCGUCCUAGUUGGAAACGGGCAAUUGCGCGUUCCGGUCGAGACUCUAGCGCGCGGUGCUCUCAAUCUCCCCCGACAGCUUCCUGUCAUUUGCCCUGGCGACGCAUCUGUCCCGAUUCUGCUGCCCGGUGUAUUGAUCCUGACGAAGAUUAAACGCUGCACCCUGUACAUUGGUAGGACCCCUCCGCAGUCCAUUGCCAAGCACCUCAAUGAUGUUCGCGACAUCAUCCAUCUUCUUUACUGGCUGGUCAACCACGAGCAAAAGAUUGACUUCGCCGCCUACGACGCCGCCUUUCCCGACAGACUUUACGAAGCCGUCCGCAAAUUGGGCAAUCGCUGGGUUGAGAGAGAACAGCAUGAAGAUGUUGCACUGCUUGACCGCGUUCUGGAGGAUGGUGACAAGACUGUCAUCAUGGAUUAUGCAGCUGGGUGA
Molecule: messenger RNA, 675 nt
Organism: Colletotrichum graminicola M1.001
Lineage: Eukaryota; Fungi; Ascomycota; Sordariomycetes; Glomerellales; Glomerellaceae
Exons: 2
Coding region: 1-675 (224 amino acids)
Source: RefSeq, a predicted model, not a curated record